AUGAAUAAAGGAAAUUAUAAAAAAUGGUUAGAAGAGCUGUUAAUCCCUAAUCUACCUGCGAACAGCGUGGUAGUUGUUGACAACGCCCCCUACCAUAACACUGUUAUUGAAAAAGUCCCUAAUAGUGGAUCUACAAAGCAGGAGAUGAGAAAUUGGCUGGACAAAAUGAACAUUGCUUAUACCAAUGACAUGUUGAAACCAACACUUUACGCACUGAUAUGUCGAAACAAACCGGCUUAUAAAAAGUAUGAAAUUGACGAAAUAUUGUCUAAGCAUAAUCAUACCUGUUUGAGACUACCACCCUACCACCCAGACCUUAACCCGAUUGAGAACAUUUGGGCAAUAGUGAAGGGUUGGGUUGCCAGUCGAAACACAACAUACAAAAUCGCCGACGUAAAAAAACUGUGUGAAGACAAAUUUGGUUCCAUGACAGAAAAUGACUGGUUGCCACUUUGUCGUCAUGUAUUAAAAACUGAGGCCGAUUACUGGGAAUCCGACCACAUUAUGGAUGAACGCAUUGACCCAAUAAUUAUUGCAUUGGGUGGACCUGAUAGUGAGGACGACGAAGAUGCAUACAACAGUGACAACCCUGACGAACCUGACUCCGACCUCUCUGGAAUCGAAGGGAUGGAAUGUGAUUCUGAUUGA
Molecule: messenger RNA, 648 nt
Organism: Macrosteles quadrilineatus (aster leafhopper)
Lineage: Eukaryota; Metazoa; Arthropoda; Insecta; Hemiptera; Cicadellidae
Exons: 1
Coding region: 1-648 (215 amino acids)
Molecular function (GO): nucleic acid binding
Source: RefSeq, a predicted model, not a curated record